Messenger RNA from Psylliodes chrysocephalus, 970 nucleotides. NCBI's taxonomy places the organism in Eukaryota, Metazoa, Arthropoda, Insecta, Coleoptera, Chrysomelidae. The record is from the annotation of a GenBank genome assembly.
CUUCAUCUCAACUACAUUACAUAUGGGGUUAAAGUAAGAUUGAAGUCACUUUCUUUGAGAGUUCCAUAUUCGAAGACGUGCUUGGUUAGUGCUUGGUUAUCGACGAUCAAUUCUCGAGGACACUUCGAGAUAUGAUGAAAUAUCUCUUUAUUAGCUUGUUUGCAGUCGUUUACGCACAAACUAGAUGCCCGCAAGGUACAGGCAAAGGUACAGGAUUCUUUCCUGACCCAGAUCAAUGUGAUAUUUACUACGUUUGUGCCAAAGGACAAUUUGAGGAAAGACUAUGUCCUGAUGGUCUAGUUUUCGAUGACCGGGAUCCUAAUUUUGAAAGAUGCGAGGUACCGGCUAAUGUAGAUUGUGGAGACCGUCUAGCAUUACAGGAAGCUAAAUCCAGUCCUGGUUGCCCAAGAGCCAAUGGAUUUUACCGGCAUCCGAAAGACUGUACAAAAUUCCACAACUGUGUGGACGGAAAGCCCAAGGAACUCAAUUGCCCAGCAGGUCUUGUAUACGACGAACGCUCCAGUACCUGCGUAUGGGCAGCCAACAGUAACCGAAAAGAAUGUCUCAACCCCAAAGCAGACGCCCUAGAUGACGGUUUCGAAUGUCCAGCCGAGGCUGCUUCUCUCAGCGAUGCCAAUGGUCGAAAAGUACCUCAUCCCACCUACGCCCAUCCCAGUGAUUGUCAGAAGUUCUACAUUUGCAGAAACGGCGUCGAUCCACAAAGGGGUUCCUGUUCUCCGGGUACCGUCUACAACGAUGAGACUGCUAGGUGUGAGGUUCCAGAAAAUGUACCUGGAUGUGAAAAUUAUUACUCUCUGACAUCCAGCAAUUCCAAGCCAUCUGUACAGACAUCAGGGAUUCCAACAAGGAAAAAUUAAGACUUAUUUAUUUAAGAUUUAGACUUAGUUUUAAAAUUUUUAAUAAUGAAUUAUAAAUAAGUAAAUAAACUUUUAAGUCUUAGUAGUUUUAA